UAAAAGAUAAUGGUCGUAAAUCACAUUUACACUAGAAAAAAAAAAGAACGUGCUUCUUAAUCAAAAAGCAAGAACGAAGGAAAGAAAAAAAAAUCCGGCAUUCGCUGAAAAAAUGGAUGGUUGAUGAUUCAUCAUUCCCCUUGCAAUGAAGUGGGACUGGAAUCAUGACAGAGAAAUUUUUGGUGGGAGUUGGGCAUGCAUCAGCGAUGAGUGCGCGCAGCACCCGCGGCCAAAAGCUGAAGUCUCAGUUUAGUAGCACACCAAAAUCCAUCAGUAUCUCCAAAUUUAACAAAAUUAACUCAAAUCCCACUCUUCACCGCAUCACCAUGUGCCAAUUCUCUCCUUUUCCCGUCGAAACACAUGCCCUUUUCGCUCUGCUUCUGUUUAUGCUUUUCUUCGUGUAGAGCCUUGCCCCUUCUUUUUAUAUAAAAAAGUGAUUUUGUGGACUGUUUCUGACUUCUCAGGAAUCUAAUUUUAGCUAUGCCAUGGCCCCAGUUUGAGGAUUCUUAAUAGCUAUAAACGGUGUCAAUUAUUCCUUCAUUUCCAUCUCAAAAGUUAGUUCUUUGUGUUGGGUGGAAUGGGCCUAACAUGCUUUUUCAAACAAAAUUCUUGAAUUUUGGCACUUGUUUUUGUGGUUUGUUAUGGUGACUCCGUUUUAGGCUUGGUAGUUAUUUGGUUUUAUACCACUGAAGAUGAAUUUGUGGGUUGUGCUUUUGGCUCUGCUUUGUGUUGGGGGGUUUUCAGAGGAGGAAUCGAAUCCGGAUGAUGUGAAUAUAGGUGCCAUUUUCUCGUUCAAUACUAUAAAUGGAGGCGUGUCAAAGAUUGGAAUGGAGGCUGCUGUUGAAGAUGUCAAUUCAGACCCUACCAUUCUUGGAGGAAGAAAACUUGUUCUUUCAUAUCACGAUUCAAAUUUCAGUGGCUUCCUUGGUAUUAUUGGAGGACUGGAGUACAUGGAGACUAAUAAGGUUGCAAUUAUUGGACCACAAACCUCUGGGAUGGCACAUAUUCUAUCACAUAUUGCAAACGAACUCCAUGUGCCAAUGUUGUCGUUUACAGCGUUGGACCCCAGCCUUUCAUCGCUUCAAUACCCUUACUUCAUACAAACAGCACCAAAUGAUCUUUUCCAAAUGACAGCCAUAGCCGAUAUGAUUAGUUACUUUGGUUACAGAGAGGUGGUAACUAUUUAUACAGACGAUGAGCAGAGCCGUGGAAGUAUUAUAGCUCUAGGGGAUAAGCUUGCCGAGAGGCGUUGCAAAAUCUCUUACAAAGCAGUGCUUCCCCCCGAGGCCUUAGCAACUCGCAGAGAGAUCAGGGAUGCUUUAGUUGAGGUUUCGGUGAUGGAGUCCCGAGUGAUUGUUGUGCAUGCCUACUCUAUAAUUGGACUUCGAGUUUUUGAUCUGGCCAAUAAACUUGGCAUGAUGGGAAAGGGAUAUGUUUGGAUUGCUACUGCUUGGAUGUCCACUGUGUUGGAUUCGAGGCCUGUUUCUGGAGAAGCCGCUAAAUCCAUUCAAGGAGCGCUCACACUCCGACCCCACACUGUAGAUUCUAAGAGGAAAAGUGAAUUCUUGUCUAGGUGGAAAAGAUUAAGCAAUGGUUCUAUUGGCUUCAAUCCUUAUGGCUUAUAUGCUUAUGAUACUGUUUGGAUGGUUGCUAAUGCGGUAAAAUUGUUUCUGGAUCAUGGUGGCACCAUCUCUUUCUCAAAUGCCUCAAACUUGAGUCAUUUGGGAGGAGGGACCCUAAACCUUGGAGCAUUAAGCACAUUUGAUGGAGGGAGUCAACUGCUUCAUAACAUAUUACAUACCAAUAUGACAGGUUUAACUGGUCCGAUUGCCUUUGAUGUAGAUAAUAAAUCCAUAAUGCAUCCUGCAUUUGAUAUACUUAAUGUUGUUGGGGGGAGUUACAAGCAAAUAGGUUACUGGUCUAACUAUUCUGGCCUUUCGGUUGUGCCUCCAGAGGUUCUUUACACCAAAGAACGUAAUCGUUCAAGUUCUAGCCAGCAAUUAGACCGCACGGUGUGGCCAGGGCAAACUGUGGACAAGCCACGAGGGUGGGUUUUCCCACAUAAUGGGAGGCAGUUAAAAAUUGGAAUUCCAAACAGGGUCAGUUACAAAGCUUUUGUCUCGGAGGAUGAAAAAACCAAUGAGAUUGGUGGAUAUUGCAUAGAUGUAUUCCUUGCUGCCAUAAACUUGCUUUCAUAUGCGGUCCCUCAUAAGUUUGUCUUAUAUGGGGAUGGACACAAGAAUCCUAAUUAUGCAGAGCUCGUGAGGCUGAUCACAACCAAUGCCUUUGAUGCAGUCGUUGGUGAUAUAGCAAUCGUUACCAACCGUACCAAGAUAGUGGACUUCACUCAGCCUUAUAUAGAGUCGGGGCUGGUUGUUGUGGCGCCAGUCAGGAAAAUGAACUCCAGCCCUUGGGCUUUCAUGCGCCCUUUCAGUGCCUUGAUGUGGGUUGUUACAGCGGCGUUUUUCCUCAUUGUUGCAGUGGUGAUUUGGAUCCUCGAACACAGAAUAAAUGAUGAAUUUCGUGGUCCUCCAAAGAAACAGUUCCUCACAAUUUUAUGGUUUGGCUUUUCAACUAUGUUUUUUGCACACAGAGAAAAUACGACAAGUACUCUUGGUCGUAUGGUUUUAAUCCUCUGGCUUUUUGUGGUCUUGAUAAUUACAUCAAGCUACACUGCAAGCUUGACCUCAAUUCUCACCGUUCAACAAUUAGCCCCAACCAUUAGGGGGAUUGAGUCCUUGACCACAAGCAAUGACCAUAUCGGGUUUCAAGUGGGGUCCUUUGCCGAAAGUUAUCUAAGCGACGAGCUCAACAUUGCCAAAUCUAGACUUGUCCCUCUCGGUUCGCCGGAAGAAUAUGCAGAUGCACUUACCAGAGGAAGAGUUGCUGCAGUCGUGGAUGAGCGUCCAUACGUAGACUUGUUCCUCUCAAACUACUGCAUGUUCCAAACUGUUGGACAAGAGUUCACAAAAAGCGGUUGGGGAUUUGCAUUUCCAAGAGACUCUCCUCUAGCUAUGGACAUGUCCACUGCAAUUUUAUCUCUGUCGGAGAGUGGCGAACUUCAAAAGAUACACGACAGGUGGCUGAAUACAAGAACUUGCAGUCAGAAAAGCUCCGAUAACACUGAUCAACUUCACCUGAAGAGCUUCAGGGGGCUUUUCCUAAUAUGUGGAAUCACCUGCUUAGCUGCCGUCUUCAUCUAUUUCUGCUUGAUUUGCAGCAAGUUCCGGCGGCAUUCUCCUAAAUUGUCAGAAUCCUCCGCGCAAGCCAGUUCACCAUCUGUACGAAUAAGAAGAUUCUUGUCUUUUGUCGAUGAGAAGGAAGAGUCGUUGAAGAGCAGAAUGAAAAGAAAGCACAUCGAAAUGCUAUCCAGAUGUAGUAGAGAGGAACAGCAAUCGCGCAACGAGGUUCGGGAGGAAGAAUUGGACAAGGGGCACAACGGCAAUGGCUACUUCCGUUGAGUGUUGGAAUUUGUUUCAACUGUAUGAAACCAACAACAGCCUCAUCUCUAGCUAAACUACACUGGAAAUAAGUAAAAAAAUGCAGGGAAAGUAAGUAAAAUGCAACCCUAUAGGUAUAUAUGUAUGGUGCUUAAUUACUCGUUGCUUCAAUGCAAAAUCUAUAAUAUAGUUACUUGUUUGGCUAAAA
Salvia hispanica is the source of this 3648-nucleotide messenger RNA. Its product is annotated as glutamate receptor 3.2. Lineage: Eukaryota; Viridiplantae; Streptophyta; Magnoliopsida; Lamiales; Lamiaceae. The record is from RefSeq and is a predicted model, not a curated record. Gene Ontology annotation, molecular function: ligand-gated monoatomic ion channel activity. Gene Ontology annotation, cellular component: membrane.